AUGCACAAUGAGGCUGCUGUUCACAAGGAUGAGUGGGAGGACUUCUUCCAGCACCACAACACCCUGUGCACCAACAAUUCUGGAAAGAUUGGAAAGACAGAGUCUAGUAUUCACUUCUAUCCACAUCAGAACCAGAGUGGAAAGGGGAAAGUGACCCAAGGUCAGGCAAUUGGUUGA
Acanthamoeba castellanii str. Neff is the source of this 177-nucleotide messenger RNA. RefSeq lists its product as uncharacterized. The record is from RefSeq and is a predicted model, not a curated record. The transcript has a single exon. Lineage: Eukaryota; Discosea; Longamoebia; Acanthamoebidae. The coding region runs from base 1 to 177 and encodes 58 amino acids.